GCAGCCAGGGCACUGCUCACAAAGAAGGAAACCCUGGGAGGGAAGAACUUGGGAAACGAGAGGACACAAGAAUCUUUGAAGCUGCUUAGGCAAAAUGAAGUUGAAUCUGGUGCAGAUCUUUUUCAUGUUGCUGCUGCUGCUGCUGGGCCUGGGGUUGGGCCUGGGGCUGGGGCUUCAUAUGGCUGCAGCAGUCUUGGAGGAGAGCGAUCAGCCGCUCAAUGAAUUUUGGUCCAGUGACUCACAGGACAAAGCUGAGGCCACUGAGGCAGGAGAGGGCACCCAAACCACAGAAACCCUGGUGCUUAGCAACAAAGAAGUGGUGCAACCUGGCUGGCCAGAAGACCCCAUCCUCAAUGAAGACGAGGUUGGUGAAAAAGAGUUGCUCAGAGCUGAGUCUCUCUUUCAGAACAACAAAGACUAUCUUAGGGUUGACCAGACAGAUAGAGAAUGCAAUGACAUGAUGGCACACAAGAUAAAGAAGCACAAUCAGAGUUGCAUAACCCAGCAUGCAUUCAUCCAUGAGGAUCCAGACACGGUCAAAGCUGUCUGUAACAGUCCUGUCAUUGCCUGUGGGCUCAAGGGGGGAAAAUGUCACAAAAGCUCCCGACCUUUUGAUUUGACAUUCUGCGAGUUGUCCAAACCAGAUCAGGUCACUCCUAACUGCAACUACCUAACUUCUGUUAUUAAAAAGCACAUUAUUAUAACCUGUAAUGACAAGAAGCUCCAGUCACCAGUUGGACAAUGAAGCAACUCAUCAUCAUUUUUCUCUUCCCCUUCUCUUCCUCUUCCUUUUUUACUUUCUCUUUCUCAUGUUGUUCUCCGAUCUUAGGUAUUAUGCAGAUUAAUUCUUCUUUGCCCUGUGGGUCACCCAACUUGCAUUUUGUUCCUAGGAUUAGAUACGGCAGAAUAGAGUGAUGAUGCCUAGUUUCUCUAAGCUCUCCAGCUCUCCUUUCCUAUCCCUUACCCUGGGGAAAAAAAAAAAAAAAGUGAAGAGCUGCUGUAGUCCUGGCCAUCAAUUUGUUCCCUGUUCUGCGAUUGUCUUUGGAUGUGGACUGGAAGUGUUUAGAGCAUCCUUUACCCACGUUCUUCCCUGCUACCCACCCUGAGCCUCUAUAGUAAUCACAAGACUCUUAGGCUUUGUACAACUGCACUUCUCUAUUGUGGGUAUGGUCAAAGUGGUCACUUUUUUUUUUUUUUAAUCUGGCCCUGUAGACUAUCUCAGGAAAGCAAUUUACAAAAUACUCUACAGGCCCCUAGUGGCUUAAGCAGGAAAAUGUAGCUUCCAUGGCUGAUAACAGGGUGACAAGGCAUUGUGGGGACCUCACCUCCCAGGGACAGAAAAUUAACUCACUGCAGCUCAAAUUGUGCCUCAUUCACAAGACUUUCACCAAGUCUUCCAAUUCCAAUGUAGCUUCCUCUCUACACUUCCAGGAUCUAUGUUGAGCCCAUAUGACAGAUCCCCAGUCCUUUAUCUACAGCACCCAAAUCCCUAAAUCUUUGAAAACUGAACGUUUUUUUUUUCAAAGUGACUCCAAAACUCAUUUAGAUAUGACACCUAACCAGAAUGACAAUGUGAGGCUAUUUAUCUUCCUUAUUUAUGCUAUGUGACCAUUACAUAUUUCACUGUGGAAAUAUCACAGUGUUUAGUUAUGAGUGGACCCUUCUAGGAGUGUGUUAGUAAUAUAUGAAAUAAGCAUACACACGUUAACGUACAAUAUUGCUUUUUAAAAUCUGAAAAGUUGGCCAAAAUGCAUUGGCCCCAAAAGUUUCAAGAAAUUGUGGGAUCUAUAUAUACUACUUAAUUAGCCCUUAUUAAUUUGAAUAUACCCUAUAUGAUACUAGUUAGGUCACAAGCAUCUUUGUGGAAGGAUCUGUACUAUAAGUUUUUUUCUAUAUUCUUCAUUGACACAUUUAUUAAUCAAUGACUAUCUACUUAUUGGCCAAGGGAUGUCUCCUCUACUGUUUGCAAGACCCUCACAUGUUGUCUUCAGAACACUCUGUACAAGUUUUUGGCCAGGUGUGGUGGCUUAUGCCUGUAAUC
Cebus imitator (Panamanian white-faced capuchin) is the source of this 2041-nucleotide messenger RNA. It is a transcript of the gene RNASE10, whose product is annotated as ribonuclease A family member 10 (inactive). The record is from RefSeq and is a predicted model, not a curated record. Bases 95 to 745 code for a protein of 216 amino acids. NCBI's taxonomy places the organism in Eukaryota, Metazoa, Chordata, Mammalia, Primates, Cebidae. Gene Ontology annotation, molecular function: nucleic acid binding. The transcript has 2 exons.